CUAAUUAUUGCUAACAAAAAAAAAGAGUGCAUUUGACUGCUUAGGGAACUCACUACUGGAGAGCUAGAUAUUAAGUUAAGUACUUACUUUAUUUGGGUUUUUGCUGCUUCUUCUACUUUUCUACUGCUGCUGUGUGUUGUUGCUGGAUUGGCUGUGUUCUUAGGCAAAAUGUAGUGUUUUUUCUUAAAGUGACUGAAACUAGUUUAGUGUGAAGUUGGGGAGUGGAGGUUAACAACUAUCAGGUGCUUUGACUGAUUAGCCAGGGUGUGGCCUCCCCACCUGUAGCCAACAGCAAUCACCUCCUUGUAUUUAAUACUGGCAUUUGCGUGAAGCGGCAGCCUCAUCGGACGAAGACUCGGCGGACACAGACAAAGGAGUCUACGCAGGAGUCUUCGUGGGACGCUAAGUGGGAAGUUAAGUGGGCUUGAUAUCUUUUAUGAUAUCUCAUAUCUCACUUACACUGCUGUGUCUUUAUCUGGAAAUGUGCUGCUUCUCCAUUCCUGUCCGUGUUUCCUCUCGGAGAUACUACAAACCACGCAUUAGCUCGCAACAUUUCCGCAACCCCACCUGUCUUACCUAUCCCACCCAUUCCACACACAUUCAACACCUUGCUGCAGGUGGCCUGUGGAACUGCCAGUCUGCCACUCGCAAGACUGAGUUCAUCUCUGGCUUUGCCAGCCAGAAAUCCCUUGACUUCCUUUCCCUCACUGAGACCUGGAUUACACCGACCCACACAUCCAGCCCUGCUGCUCUCUCUUCUGCCCACUCUUUCACCCACUCACCCAGACCCACUGGGAGAGGCGGGGGGACAGGCCUCCUCAUUAACCCCAAGUGGAGAUUUUCUCUCUACCAACUGCCACAGUUCACUCCACUCUCUUUUGAACUUCAUGCUGUUACCAUAACGCAUCCGGUACAACUAGUCAUCAUUGUUAUCUACCACCCGCCAGGUCUGGGAGAGUUUUUGGAGGAGCUGGAUGUCCUUCUUUCAAACAUCCCUGAAACUGGCCCUCCGCUGGUACUUCUGGGCGACAUCAACAUCCAGACAGAGAAGUCAGCUGCGUUUUUACACCUUCUCUCUUCUUUUGCCCUCUCACACUCUUCUUCACCACCCACUCACAAAGCUGGAAACCACCUAGAUCUCAUAUUCACCAGAAACUGCUCUACAUCCAACCUCACUGUUACUCCACUCCAUACCAUACCAUUUCUUCAUCUCUUACUCUCUCCCACUCUCCCAAGCUCACAACCAUAUCUCAAGAGACACCAUACCUGUCUGCCGUAAUAUUCGUUCACUCUCUCCUUCUUCUCUGGCAGCAUGUACUUUAUCAACCCUCCCUCCAUCUGACUCUUUCUUAAUCAUGCCUCCCAACGCUGCCACAGACACUCUCCUCUCUACUCUAUCCUCCUCUCUUGACUCUCUCUGCCCUCUUACUUCAUGGCAGGCUCGCAAGUCCUCCCCAGCUCCAUGGUUAUCUGAGUGCACGCUGAAAGAUCAACAACAGAAAUCCAAACACCCAGAUGAUCUGCUUACCGAUCAGUCUCUUCUUUCCUCCUUUGCUGCCUCUAUUUCUGCAGCAAAAAGCGCCUUUUAUCAAACCAAAAUGUAAUCCUCUUUCUUGAACCCUAAAAAGCUUUUUUCUAUCUUCUCUAACCUCCUAGAUUCCCCCAGUCUACCUCCUCCCUCCUACCAAACCACUUUGUCAACUACUUUGUAAAAAAGAUAGAUGACAUACGCUCUUCAUUCUCCACCACACCUCCUGAAAUCACCUUACCAUCCAUCACAUCCAGUACUCUUUCCUCUUUCACUGCAUUCAGCUUCUAUGGCUUGUACAUCUGGAACAAACUACCACUAAACUGUAGGUCGGCACCUAAUCUCAGCUCUUUUAAAUCAAGGCUGAAGACCUUUUUUUUUUAACACUGCCUUUUCUUAAUUCAUUGCACUCCAUUGUGAAUUUACUUUUGUAUUCAAUCUACUUUUAAUUGUUUUUUCUUUCCAUCGUUUAUA
Messenger RNA from Perca fluviatilis (European perch), 2002 nucleotides. RefSeq lists its product as uncharacterized. The coding region runs from base 437 to 1279 and encodes 280 amino acids. The record is from RefSeq and is a predicted model, not a curated record. The transcript has a single exon. NCBI's taxonomy places the organism in Eukaryota, Metazoa, Chordata, Actinopteri, Perciformes, Percidae. Gene Ontology annotation, molecular function: catalytic activity.